AUGUCUUUGGGCAUUUCGCUCUCGCAAUUGAUCGUGGAGAACCCGGAGCCUCUAUUCAGCGGACACGAGGCUCUGGACGAGGCGCUAGGUGGCUUUCAACCGCGAUCUAUCUAUGAAGUUUUCGGACCUCCAGGAAUUGGUAAAAUUGAUUUUGGCAUUAAGUUGGUGGAAAACGCUCUGGUAGAUCAGCUCGCAACCCUAUGGAUCGAUGCACACCAAACUACGCGUCUGGACCAUUUGCUAGGCUUGAAACGCACCAAACUCGACAAAUUCUCACACUACGUGUACUUUUUCAAGGAAUUGGUCGAACAGAGCACCGAAGCUAUUCAAGCCAAUGAAUACUCGCUGAUCGUGAUUCGAGGCCUCUCGAAAGUGGUUACAGACUACUUGUACGAGUGCUGUCAGUCGCAAGGGACAGAAACCGCGCACCAGUUCAAGAAUAAGAGUCUAAUUACGCUGUUCACGCUCAUGACCAAAUACGCUCAUCGUUGCAAGAGUACUAUCGUGAUGUUGAACGACGCCAUGAACACUAGCUUCACCACAUCUUCAAACAGUCGAAAUGACCCGUGGGCCACCCAAUUUACAUCCUACACCGAGGAGUCGCCCUUUCUGGUCAAGAGUCAUAAGCGAAAAGCAGUUCAGGUGCUUCGUAGCGCGUUGGUAGCGAACCUAGGUGUGGGGAAUAAAGACCAAGUGUGGGAAGUGUUUAUUAGACGCCGCAUUGGGUUUCUGUGGGAGUGGGACGGGUCCAGGCCUUGGACUAGAGUACCUAAGAAGCACAAGAUCGCGGUAAUUCAGGAUAUGGCCAACUGCACUGAGGUUGUUGUGCCCUUGGCGGAGAAGCACGCCCCUGGAGAUCUCCACCACGCGUUGCCACUUGAGUUGGGGCUUGCAGGUUCAACGCACGAACAGGAACAUGUGAGCAUCAACCCAGUAGAAACGUCUCUUACUGAGUCCUCCUUGCGCGACGCUAAACGCCCCAAACGUGCAGCCUCCGAAGAGAAUUCACAGCUGCCGUUCACUCCGCGUCUUACACAUCUUCAAAAUACGCAUCCGGAUCCAAACGAACAAACCCAAGCGGUGCUCUACGACAGCGAGGGAUGA
Messenger RNA from Lachancea nothofagi CBS 11611, 1104 nucleotides. The record is from the annotation of a GenBank genome assembly. Lineage: Eukaryota; Fungi; Ascomycota; Saccharomycetes; Saccharomycetales; Saccharomycetaceae.